Molecule: messenger RNA, 690 nt
Organism: Vittaforma corneae ATCC 50505
Lineage: Eukaryota; Fungi; Microsporidia; Nosematidae
Exons: 1
Coding region: 1-690 (229 amino acids)
Source: RefSeq, a predicted model, not a curated record
AUGAUUCUGGAUGAUGCAAAAAGGUAUGUAACAAGAAGAAUAAAGAAAGUUGAGUUUCUUAACACCAACUUUCCCCAUGAUUAUGAUGCAGUAAACACAGAAUACAGAAGAUUAAGGAAUGAGCUUGAUGUUUUGACUGCUGUGGUAGAAAAUCUAUCAAACUAUGAAUUUGGAGGCGCUGUAAUGAAAAAUUUUGCAAAGCUAGGAAACAAGCUGUCAUCUACGACCAGUCUCAAAAUGUUUGGGUCCAACGACAUUUACACUCAGGCUGCUAUUGUUGGAGAAGAGCUGUCAAACACAACUCAUAGUAGUUCAAUCAAAGCCAUUGGAUCUAAGUUCUCUGAAGCAUACCAAAAGAUCUCUGCUGCUAAGACUGAGAUGAAUAAUAAACUCAAGGAAGUCAUUGGAUCCCUAAAGAUAUUAAAGGAAGAAUCCAAAACAAUCGAUGGUCUUAGAAGAAAGGCAGAGGAUAUGAGAUACGAUCUAGAAGAGAAAAUCCAAGAAGGAAGUAGUUCGAAGGUGCAGAUUGAUGCACUGGCCAGCGAUUUCAAUACAAAGUCUCUUGAGGCUCUACGAGGGAUGAAGACAUUUAUAGGUGAUGUUGGGAUUUCGGGGCUGCUAAAGAAGACUGCGUCGAUUCAUAGAGAAUUUUCAGAAGAAUCAUAUAGGGUACUGUCAAAUGUUCAAUGA